This is a messenger RNA of Mesorhabditis belari, 792 nucleotides long. NCBI's taxonomy places the organism in Eukaryota, Metazoa, Nematoda, Chromadorea, Rhabditida, Rhabditidae. The record is from the annotation of a GenBank genome assembly.
AUGUACCUACUCCGACGAGUCUUGCCGUUAACGGGAUUGAUCGGUGCCGCUCAUUGCUACACAAAAGAGUCUGACUACGGGGAAAAUCUUGCCGGCACCCCUUCCCACGAGGUUUUCCCUCGCCAAAAGUGGAACUCCAAUUGGGAUUUACGAGAACCAGUCACAAACAGCGACACUGAGAAUUCAACUAGUGACUUCAAAGAAAAGAUUCCGACAAAGAGACGAAACAUCAUUCUGAUUCGACAUGGACAAUAUGUAAUCGACUCAAAGGAUCGAUGGUUGACUGAACUUGGGCAAGAGCAAGCCGCCCUUAUUGGAGAACGUUUAGCUGCCAGUGGUUUAAAGUUCACAAAACUGACCAUGUCAACGAUGAAUCGAGCCACCGAAACGGCGAAUAUCAUCCUCACAAAGUUGCCCGAAAGCUUGCCAAGGUCAAGCGACUCGCUGCUGGAGGAGGGCGCCCCCUAUCCACCUGAACCGUCGCAUCUCACAUGGAAGCCUGAUAUGCAACAUUUCUAUCGUGAAGGCUCACGAAUCGAGGCCGCUUUCCGCAAGUACAUUCACCGUGCACCGCCCGAACAAGCCGAGAACAGCAAUGAGAUCAUCGUAUGCCACGGGAACGUCAUUCGCUAUUUUGUCUGCCGUGCCCUUCAAUUCCCCGUCGAAGGAUGGCUUCGAUUAUCUCUUGCCAAUUGUUCGCUCGCUUCGUUGAUCGUUUACCCGGAUGGCACUGUGGCACUCAAUGGUUUUGGAGAUCUCGGCCAUAUUCCACAUGAUAAAAUCACUUACAAU